AUGCAGACGAUGCGCCAGCGACAAGACAAGCAAGCUUUCCUCUGUGGUAUAGGCAUCGGCAUCGACACAGGUAUCGGCCGACGGAAACUGGAAAGCUUCUCGUCUCGGGUGGUUUGCUCACGCCAGGAAAGGGGUGUGGGGGAGGGGUUUUGAAUUUAAUUUAGCUCGGAUGAGAUGAAUGUGGACAAUGGCGUUUUUCUUCUUCUUUCCCUUUUGUUCUUCUUUUCGCUUUUUUUAUGCGGGCGGUACGGUACGUGCCCGCUGUUGGGUCUGGCUGGCUGUUCAGAGUUGACUCGCAGCCAUACGUCUCAGCUCUGAUGGGGCAGCUGAGAAGGUACCGCUCGUGGACUUUCGAAUCUUCUCCAAGACUCCGCCGCCGUUAUCGAGGCUGGUCAGUCUCUGGUUGGCUCUCUGGAACGAGCGGUCGUGGUUGUGGUUGGAUAUGGAUUUUUACUAUUCUUCUUUUACCUUUCAAACACCUCCAAGGGAGGGGGCUGAGCUGUGUGUUUUGUUCGAGUGUAAGGGAAAAAAAGUCUGAGUGGUGUUGGACUAGCAAGUCGAGGGCGGCGAGGAAGGGUGGCCAACGUGUUGUUGUCUCUGCGCAGGAAACGCGGCAUCUCGACGAGAUUGCCGGGUUGAGGCGGUUCAGUGAGUGUGGCAAGCGUCGUCGAGGACAACUUGCCCAGGACCGCCUACCGGCAGAGACGGACGGACGGAGUUGUGCGGGAACCUGAUGGGUGUAAGUAACUACCUACACAAAUGGAGAAAAUCAGACAGACAUGACAUGACUAAGGUCUACGAAACGAGAUGUGUAAUAGUACUAUGGUACCAGGCCGAAAUAAAAUUACCCCUGUUAGGUAUCUUACUCUAACACUCACCACCCUACUUAUUUC
Molecule: messenger RNA, 893 nt
Organism: Colletotrichum navitas
Lineage: Eukaryota; Fungi; Ascomycota; Sordariomycetes; Glomerellales; Glomerellaceae
Exons: 1
Coding region: 237-734 (165 amino acids)
Source: RefSeq, a predicted model, not a curated record